This is a messenger RNA of Recurvomyces mirabilis, 984 nucleotides long. RefSeq lists its product as uncharacterized. The transcript is spliced from 2 exons. Lineage: Eukaryota; Fungi; Ascomycota; Dothideomycetes; Mycosphaerellales; Teratosphaeriaceae. The coding region runs from base 1 to 984 and encodes 327 amino acids. The record is from RefSeq and is a predicted model, not a curated record.
AUGCCGGCAGAGGCAAGAGUCUACAUUCUCGAGUAUACCGAGAUGCAAAGGAUCGGCCCCGACGAUAGCGCGAUGCUACUGCUGGCAGAGCAGAUCACGAUCCUGUUGCUCGGGACUUGUGACUUGCGAGUACUCCGCCACUCUGACCCCGACUACAAGCCUCAGACGUUUUCCGAAAAGUCCGAUGACUUAUCGCAGGACUAUGCGCGCCACGUAGCACACGAUGCGCCUUCCUUCGACAACGAUGUCCACGACGACGACGUCAACGUCGCCGUCCAGGGACUCGCUGAUGGUGAUGAAGACGAUGGUGAAGCUCACGAUGCCGAUGGCAAAACUGGAGCGAGUAAAGCUCGUUGGAGAGCUAUGAAAGAAGUUGCCGCUCAGAUACAGGCCAUCGCCAAGCAGGUCUUCGCCCAAGUUGACUGCAUUCCUGCCAUCGACCGACCGACCUUCGCUGGGUUCUACAAAAACAUUGAAGGCCUCAAUUUCCACUCUCCGUUCUCGGAAACGUACAGUCGUGCUGUAGUCACCAAGAUUGUGGUCCCACGCGUCAUGGCCAUCUACCGACGUUCUGCCUUGUUAUGCAGGGAGAAGGCUACAACGAAAUAUGUCGGACGAAUCGGCGCCAAGAGUCCCAACCGUGUCGAGUUCUAUGUUCACGAGACAUUUGGACCUCCUCAUGGAGCCAAAGUGUCGAUGAUUUUCGAGUUCACCGAAGACGGCAAACCCAAUCCAUACAGCUGGGUGAGGCUUAUGCAUGUUGUUUGUCAGAGCGACGCUGAGCGUGCAAAGAUCCCUGGGAUACGCAUCGAAUGGCAGGAGAAUGGCCAAUUGAAGACACAAUAUCUACAGACCUCGCACGACCCUGCACGCUUCAAUGACGCUAUACCCGGUGGUAUCCGGGCUCCGGGCGAAACUAUUGGGUUGUUGAACUCCUUGGAGCGCAAGAUUGUGACACAAGGACGUCAGGCUUUUGAGACGUAG